AUGCCGGAACCUUCUGUAUCAAAGCAAGCGCAGGGACUGUCGGAACCCAAGGUUCGUGGUGCUAAUCGCUCGACAAAAGUAGCUGGAAAGCUUAAAGUAUUGCCGGAACAACCUGAACCUAUCGUUGCCGAUGAGACGGUAUCGCCCAAGGCGGAGGAGAGCGUUGGAACCCCGGGGGAUAGUGAUGAAGGCGAUAUCGAGUCAGAUACGAGUGAUACGGGUGAAGUAGAGGUGUACAACCAAAUAUCUCUCAUUCCUGCAGGUACUGCACGGCGGGAUGCCCUGCGACUGACGAAGAAGAAAGCUAAAUCGCUUCCGCGAGUCACCGCUUAUGCGACGGCAAACUCUUACCGCAUGGAAGACCUUAUGAAAUUUUUAAACGCUCGCAAAGCCGCCUACCAUACGGACGCAAAGCUGAUUGAUGAAGUUAUUUACACACCUUAUCUGUACCAGCCGGCACAAUCUACCGAUACCCGACAGUCCACAGUUAGGGCUCAGGCGCUUCCUGAAAGUGAUCUUCUUGGUAUACCCGAGUUGCGGCCAGACGAUGAACAGCCCACAAAACCGAAGAAAAGAAAGUUUGACGCGACGUCCGCGGAGGCUGAGAUUUUCCUCUUCGAGUAUGGUACAGUAGUUAUUUGGGGUAUGACAGAAGCUCAAGAAAAACGUUUCUUGUCUUCACUGAAACGGUUUGAGAUCGAGAAACUAGCACCGGAAGAUGUUGAAAUGGAGGACCUCAAUUAUUAUUACGCCAACUACAAAUCUAUAAUGAUGACGAAGCUAUCCCUCUCCCAUGCGUUAUCCCAGAGCGUCAAAUGUUCUCUUUUUGAAGCGCUGAUUAGCAAUACUAUUGAAGAUACAAAGGACAUUCCCGAAAUCAUCAGCGAGACGGGAAAGAUUGGAAUGCCUCAUAAGGAAAUCAUGCAGAAUAUUGGUCAGCUGUUUCUACUGCGCACUAACAUCAACUCUGUGGGUUCCGUUUUGGAUUCUCCGGAAGUAUUCUGGAGCUUUCCCGAUCUACAGCCACUGUAUGAUGCCGCCAGAAGUUACCUGGAGAUACCACAGCGUGUUAUUUUAUUGAAUUCCCGGGUCGAGGUGCUCCAAGACAUGCUCCAGCUACUUAAGGAGUCCGUAUCAAGUCGACAUGCUGAACGUCUUGAACAAGUUGUCAUCGUUUUAAUUGCCAUUGAAAUAGUCCUUGGCAUUGUGACGAUCCUCGUGGAUUUGAUCCUGUGAUUGGGCCAGGGUCAUACCUAGCUGCCCUACUUGGGUUUCCCCACAGCCGUGUCUCUCGGUUUUGCGCAGUGGUCACACCCCUAACGAAGUCUUCUAUGAGCAUAUGGUAUUACUCCGACGAGUGUCAUACCCAACGACACGUCCAAGGGAUUUGCGAAUAAUUUUUACGGUAUUCAUAUUUUCACAUGUUUGAAUUUAAGUGUAUUACAAAAUGGAAACUUACAUGGUAUUCUAUGAAUAAUUUAUAGCUACAAUUCAAUCGACACGCACCCUGUGCACAGCACUAUUGCCGCGCGCUUCGAGCCGGAUCUCGCUCCCUAGGCGGCCUAGCGUGCGAGGCAGAACCC
Molecule: messenger RNA, 1583 nt
Organism: Desarmillaria tabescens
Lineage: Eukaryota; Fungi; Basidiomycota; Agaricomycetes; Agaricales; Physalacriaceae
Exons: 14
Coding region: 1-1236 (411 amino acids)
Source: RefSeq, a predicted model, not a curated record